This is a messenger RNA of Oncorhynchus tshawytscha (Chinook salmon), 1188 nucleotides long. Its product is annotated as leucine-rich repeat-containing protein 27. The transcript has 8 exons. The record is from RefSeq and is a predicted model, not a curated record. Gene Ontology annotation, molecular function: protein binding. Bases 159 to 1082 code for a protein of 307 amino acids. NCBI's taxonomy places the organism in Eukaryota, Metazoa, Chordata, Actinopteri, Salmoniformes, Salmonidae.
CACGGUUACCAUGGUAAUAGCUGAUCACACGACUAGUUGGCUAACUACUAGCUAGCUAGCCAUCAUGGGCGUUGACAAUUUCAAGAUGGCACUUUGAUGAUGGACUGAAGGAUACAACUGCUUACUAACUGACCAAAUGAGAUAACAGCACAGCAGCAAUGUCUUCCUUAGAAAAGGAAAUUACUGACCUUCAUUUAAGCCUUGAUUGUGGUGAUAAUGCUGUGAAAUCACAUACCCCACACAUUCUACCAGAGUGUGUUGGACCUAUACAGAUCACUGAGUAUGUCACAUCUGACACCCAAUAUUUCAGCAGAAGAAACUUCAAAUAUGUUGUGGAUUGCAUUUUGAAGAACACUACUUUAAAGAAUUUGUAUCUUGAAGGUAAUGAAAUAUCCAGGCUUCCGGAUACGCUGUUUACCAGUUUGUCAAACUUGGUGUGGUUAGAUCUCAGAAAUAACCAAAUCACAGCCCUUCCUGCAAAAAUUGGCCUACACAGAUGUCUAAAAACGUUGCUGCUAGAAGGGAAUCCUAUCACAGAGCUUCCACUGGAAUUGGGUAACGUGAUUACUCUCAAGGCCCUGAGUUUGAGGCAUUGCCCCAUCACGUUUCCACCUCAAGAGGUUGUGGGGCAGGGCCUCCAAUGCAUUCUACAGUACCUACGGAGUGCCAUGGCCGAACGACCGGUUAGUGUGCGGAACUCUCUUCCAGACAUGCCCCCAGUGGAGAAGCUACAGUUGACAGAGCUUGUAAAGUCCAGUUUGGACCUUUGUGAAGAGGUGGUGGAUGAAGAUGAACUGCAGAGGUUCAGAGAGCUGAGGCAGAAGAUGAGCCAAAUGGACAGAGCUGAGUUGGGCUAUGCCCUCCCUAUUUCACGCCUCCCUAGAGCAGCAGAGGGUGAUAGAGGCCACAAGACAUACCCUCUGCCCGUCAUUAAAAGAAAGAAAGAGAUUACCAGGGGAAAUAUAUUUCCAGAGCUCCCUCCCUUUGACAUGCAGUACUGGAAGAGGUCAGAGGAGAGAAGACUGGCUGCAAUGAAAGAGCUUAAAGAAAAACAAGCCAUUCUUGAACAAAGGAGGAAGUAAAGACCAAGAGCUCCUCAAGGAAUGGCGUACUCAUGCUAGGGUCAUGCAGGAGAGGAAAAUCUUAGAGCACAAGCAGGAAAGGCGUGAGAGACAUAGAAGAGAAGAG